UUUUGACUGGUUUUGACCUUUGACCUAUGGUUUUGACAAGUUUGGACAAAUAUGGGACAGAUUGACUUCAAAACUGCAAAACGAAUUAGAUUUUAGCAUAAAACAUUGAACAGUUGUGUUAUAUUUUUGAAUUGAACAGUAUUCUUCAUUGUAUGUGAUAAAUACUAAUCGUUUUAUAGUGUAUUAUUAUCGAAAGGUGAAAUGGCCCCUCCGCCUGUCUCCGAGGAUAGAUCACCUAUUUAUGAUGCAGUUACAUGUGCCCUUAGUUGUGCACUACAAUCAGACAGUGAUCUCCAAAGAAUUAAUGCUGAAUGUAUUAAAAAGCUGGAAGUUGUAGAUGAAUACCCUGUUGUUUUGUGUCAAAUAGUUGGAAGCAAUGAUGAAGCACUUGCAGAAAGACAUCUUGCAGCAGUGUUCUUAAAAAAUUAUUUAGAAGAUGUAUUAAUAAAUAAACGAGAAUGGCCAGGACUUUAUGAAAAACAAUAUGGGAAAAAACUAUGCCAGAUGCUGUUAAACCAUUUAAGCAUUACUCAUUCAAACAUAAAAAUAAUGGUCUCUUACAUUUUGGCUGUGAUGUUGGGUUUAGGAUUUUGGGAUUCUUUGACGAUAGAAUUAAACGAUAUGACAAGAAGUGAUAAUACUGAAACAGUUAAUGAUGCUGUUUUGGUAUUAGCUCAAGCUAUAGAUAAGAAGUUCUUUGAGGAAGUACCAACUUUUAGGGUUGAACAUCACUGGUUUAAAGUAUUAUUAGAUGUAUUUAAAACUACCUCUAUUAGGUCUGAAACUAGAAUUAGUGUUAUCCGUCCUAUGUAUAUGAUGAUGAAAUAUGUAAGGCCUAAUGAGUUCUAUGUUCCUGAAUGCUGGACAAUGCUAUCAGCAGAGUUUGAAAAAGCUUUAGUAGAACCAUUUUCCAUCAAUUCAGAUUUCCAGUUUAAAGGGGAAAUUGUUCAAUUUAUAACUGGAAGUGUAGAAGAAUUUGAGGAAUACUCUUCAAUAUUUUUACCUCCAAGUUUGCAUAUAAUUGCAAGUCUUUUAACAUAUUGUCGUGAUGUAUUCAAAAGAGUGCUUAGAAAACCUGAUAAAACACCUCCCAAAGAUUGUUCUGAAGGAGAUACAGAUGACCCAUGCAAUUUCACAGAUUUGGUUAUAGCACUUUUAAGCUAUAUUCAUUCAAUGAUAGAUACAGUUUAUUUUAAUAUGCUAUUUGAAGAUUUUGAAAAUCUUUUAUACUGUGUCUUUAUCUUUAUGGCUUGCUAUGAUGAUAUGGAGGAGCAUUUGUAUAGUGAAGAAGCUGAAACUGAUCACCACUUUGGUAUGAGACAAAUCGGUUGUCAAAUCAUAACUACAUCUUUACAAAAAUUGGAGGACAGUCGUCCUGAUGGGAAAGUUAUGUAUUUUGAAAGUCUGCAUCAUGUUUUUCAAAGGUUUACCACUGAAUUUGAAGCCUCAUCUGCUUCAUGUGUCGAAAUCCAAAGGGGUUGUUAUAUGACGAGAGUUACAGAAGCUUUAAUUUUUGGUUUAACCAUGGUGAAAGAAAAAUUGCCCUCAAGAGAUCCUGAAUUUGUUUUUCCUUUAGAGCAUUAUAUAAAUUAUUGGACUAAGAUUCAAUUAUUAAAACCAAUUAACAUGUCUUUGACUGCAAGAAUUAUCUGGAUGUGUGGAGUAUUUUGCCUUGACUGUUCUCCGAAUAUACUAGGAUACCAACUUAAGAGCAUUUUCCAGAAAAUAAUAACAGAACCAAAGCUAUACUUUAUACCUUUGGUCGACACUUUAUGUAACUUUCUGAAGUGUUAUCCAAAGAUGUCCCAAGAACAGCAAUGUGCCAUUAGAGAUGAUUCGAGAGCUAUAAUAUGUUGCCUUUUAGGUAUUGCCAGGAAAGAAGAUUUUCCUUUAAAUCAUCUUCUUAAUGCCAUAGGAUAUUUUGUUAAGGCUUUCCAUCAAAUAACAACAGACAAUAUAGAUGCUAUAGAAGAUAUAUUGGUGAAGGUUGUCAAUAGUCAUAUAUCUGUUCCGUAUAUAUUAAAAGAAGUCCAUUUUAUUGUUGCUAAAUUAGCACAGAACAGGAACUUUAAAAUACUAAGUCAUGAUAAAUUUUUGUCAUAUUUGUAUCAUGUAAUACACAAUUUUGAACCUAACCAUAUGCAAAACCAUCUAGACAAGACUUUGGAUAUUUUAAACACUUUUGCACUUUAUACUCCUUCCAUGGAUGAAUACUUAAUUAUCCAGUUGUUCAUGGGGGCUGCUAAUCUCCUCAAUAAAGCUGAGGAGCCUGAGUUUGAAGUUGAAGAGUCUGCAGCAAUACUCUUGACAACUUUAAUAAUCAAACAAAUUGAGAGGUUGAAAUUCAUUAGACAGGAUCCAAAGAAUCAGAUUGCCAUUCAGGCAUAUCCAGAGCUGUUAGCAAAAAUGUUACAGCCUGACGUUGUUCUACCAGCUCACGUUUGUGACAAAUUGGUCGUUGUGAGCAUCUUCGAAUUUUCGGACUUGAUGGAGCCCCAUUUUGAGAUUAUUUUGAGAAACGUUAUAACCAGUAACUGCAGGCACCAGCAGAAUAUCAUUCCCACCUGGAUGAUUUUUGCAUUUAUUUGCAUGAUACGGACUUCCAGCACUGUGGCAUAUUUGUCAUUAAUUCCAGGACCCAAUGGUGGAAGCGCGUUAAAUUACAUCAUGAAUUCUUGGAAACUGGAGUACAUAAAAUUCUUAGACAUUAUGGAAAGGAAGAUAAUGGUUCUUGCUAUAUCAAGAAUUAUCCAGUGCUGCAUGGAAAAUGAGGUGAACUAUUCCAAAAUGCAAGAAGUGAAUGUUUCAGUUAAUCGAACCAAUGAAGCCGCCUCUCAUGAGACCCUAAGUGGUAUAGAGUAUUUGUAUUUCCUGCUUAUUGAUGCAUUACUUUUUGAAGAAAGAGAAAAGCUGAAAAAUGUGUUGGAUCCGCAAAUAACUUUCGUAGAUUUUGGUGAGGACAUCCAAUUAAAACAUAUCCAAGACGAUCGCUUUUUAUACCACCAACAUCCAUUUAACAUUAAUGUUGUAGGACACCUAGUUUUAUUUUUUAAAACGGCUAACGAUUUGUAUUUGAAUGUGAUUAGGAAAUGUGUUUCAGCAGCGGAUCUUUUCAAGCUGAAGGAUUUAGGUUGUUCAGUACCUGAAAUGGCCCUUCAAGAAGACAUGGAAUGAUCCAAAAAAUCUAGCGCGAGCUUGGUGAAAUAAUUUUGUUUAUUUUGAUCAUUAUGAUUACUUGUCUUUCACCAGACUUAAGCUAAAAAAGUUGCCAAAAUAAGUACAUAAAUUAUAUUGAUGUAUUUUUACUGAAGGCUGUGUUUAAUAGCUGAUAAUUCUAAUUUAUUUUUUGAAUUGUUCUAUUGAUAUUAUUUAAGUUUUUUUUGUGUCUCGUUUGACUUUAAAAGUUUAACUAAAUAGAUAGGUCUGUAUGUUUAAAUUUAUUACAAGACUGAAUAUUGUUAAGGAUUGUAGAUUUAUAUUUUUGUAUUGUUCAUUUUAAGAAAGUGAAAUAAAAAAGAUUUCAAA
This is a messenger RNA of Sitophilus oryzae (rice weevil), 3525 nucleotides long. RefSeq lists its product as uncharacterized. Bases 202 to 3174 code for a protein of 990 amino acids. The transcript is spliced from 10 exons. Gene Ontology annotation, biological process: protein import into nucleus. Gene Ontology annotation, cellular component: cytosol; nuclear envelope. NCBI's taxonomy places the organism in Eukaryota, Metazoa, Arthropoda, Insecta, Coleoptera, Curculionidae. The record is from RefSeq and is a predicted model, not a curated record.